AUGGUGUCAGGCACCGACAUUUGGAACAGGGCAAAUCCUAUGACGGCAAGUUUGUUUCCAGAACAGACACCUCUAGUUUCAGAAGAAAUCGUUCGGGUCCUGUUCUACGAGCAAGAGAAUUUGGAUGCCGUGGUUGCCUACCUUCGCACACAGGAUCGGUGUGUACUCGUUAUGGAUGCCACAUUCAAGACCAAUGUGCAGGAUGUUGUGCUAGCCAGUCUCGGACUCGUCAUCUUGUACCAGGUUGGCGGAGUGGUGCGCAAUCGAUUCUGGCCAGUAGUUUGUGCCGUGUGCGACAAGGAAGAUGAACCGUGUUAUGCACUCUUAUGUCGAGCUUUCCAGAAGCUAUUGGACGAGGCGGGUUUGGAUUGGGAGAAACUGGUGACAAAUGUGGUCAUGGAUGGUGCAGGCGGUGCCAUCAAUGCCGCAAGUGCAUGCUUUCCAGACGCUACUUUGCACCGGGACUUAGAACACAUAAAGAAAGACGUCAAGCGCAUCGGGGGCAGGAAGAAAGUUGACCCAGAGCUGACAAUGGAGAUAACGGAAAUCAUCCAGUUCAGCGCCAAAGUCGCACAUCCACUACAGUUCCAUGUCAUCUGGGAGGACACUUUGCGAAGGCUGCGCGACCCAGAAGACUGGAAUCAGGACAGCGCCGAGAAAUUCGCGGAUUACUUGGAGAGGUGGGUCUUGCAGAAGAAGGGCCUGUGGUGGAGCGCAGAUUGGCAGAGCGGUCUCGGUCAAGUGUGUCCGGGUUACGAAAUCCAAUGUCACCGGCUCACAUUGGACUUGAUGCAGAAGUGGCGAGAUAAGGAAGGUGACGAGAACACCUUUCUGAAGUACGACACUGGGGGCCGUGUCAUGGUAGACUGUCGGACGGUGGACAUUACUUCAGUCAUCGUUAUGCCGAAGUACAAAUUGGAGUAUGCCAAGAACAAGAAAAGAGACAUGGUGCAGCGGUUGGACUUAGCACUCUCUUCUUUGUAUGAAGAUGGUGAAGCUGCUUUUCGCACUGCUUUGGGAAACCCAAGGCAGCGGUCCUUUUCCAUGCACAAAAAGUUGUUCUACAAGUGCACUGUGAUGUAUGUGCUUAGCACGGGCCGUGUCGUGGAUGAACAUCCACAUUUUGUGCACAGUAGCUGCAGCGAGCAGGCUUUCUUUUACAAAUCCGUGUUGGGCGGCUUGAAUCUGCGCCCCAUUGCAAGGGGCCCUAAGACUCUAAAGGCCAGGCGUCCACGGCGGGACAGGCGAACCGAGGAGUUUCGCAAAAAAAUGCGUACUCCUUCGCCUUGA
This is a messenger RNA of Symbiodinium sp. CCMP2456, 1290 nucleotides long. The record is from the annotation of a GenBank genome assembly. Lineage: Eukaryota; Dinophyceae; Suessiales; Symbiodiniaceae.